CGAGCGCUCCUCCAAACACAAACUGCUGGAGCUGGACCCAGAUUCAUUCCGGUCUAACGAAACCGUUCUCCCCAUGGUUCCUGUGCGUGGACUACAAGAACGUCCGGCAGCCAAUGUCACACUUAAGUCGGCUUCGGAUUUUACUUCUUGUUCGAGUUCGAGCUUGUUGUUUAUGUUAGCAACUUAGCAAGCUAGCAGAACGCCCAGGAGGUCCAGCCGAUCGCUCGGUCUGGCGAUGGACGGAGCGGACCCGCAAAAACCGAGCGGGUCGACGUCCUGUUCGCACUGGCGCGUCUGGAGCCAGUAGCGGCAGUCGAAAAAUAACAGAACCUCCGCUUCCCUGCUCACAAUGAACACGAACCCGCUAGCCUAUUUCCCAGAAAACUCCUAUAAAAUGAGCGAGGAGGACGUGAAAAGGCUGAUCCAGUUCAGAGCGUCCAACGAGGUUCUGUUCACCGGGAAAAGGAAUUCUGCCAAAAUAGCCUGGAGCAUCAUACUGAGGGGUCUGGGCCUGGAAGGGAAGCUGACGGCAGAACAGAUUGCUAAAAAGUGGGACAAUCUGCGGACCAAGUACAAGGACCUGAAGCAGCCCUCCCAGGGUCAGGAGCCCCCAGGGGGCGUGACCGAGUCGUGGCUGUGGUUCCACAUGAUGGACGAUGCCAUGCAGGGUCGACUGUACAACAACCAACUUGCGCUGAGCAACCAGAACCACGACAACAACGACAUCUUGGAGUUCCUCAUUAAAACUGAAAUGGAGGACUCGGGGGCGAAGAUGGAAAGUGCCGAAGUCGACGGGACAACUGAUGUUGAGGCUACGCCCACUGAGUGCGUUCCUAUGGGCUGGAGGAGGAUGAACGAGUGCUCGUACAAAAUGUCCGAGGCUGAAACGGACAGUCUGAUCAAAGUCCGCGCCGUCAACGAGGCCAUAUUCACUGGCAGGAAGCACACGGCCAGGCCGGCGUGGAGGGCCGUCCUGCACGAACUGGGUCUUCAGGGGAAGCUGACCACAGAUCAGCUGGCCAAGAAGUGGGACAACCUGAAGAGGAGGUAUAAGGAGCUGAAGUUUCCAGCGCGCGGUGUGGAGUCCAACCCGAGCUCGUGGCCGUGGUUCUGCCGGAUGAACGACGCCAUGGAGGGCCGUUUGGCCGGCGCCGCGCCCGUCCUCACACCCAUAGUGGACGACGAAGACGAUGACUGCGAACUGCUGUCGCCGACUCCCAAAAAGCGAGUGAGGCGAAGUCGCGGUGGAAUGGCAGAGUUUCUGAGCGAGUCCGAGAUGGACCUCCUGGUCGACGCAGAGGACAAAAACACUUCUUCGGCAUUGGGAGAUUUGCAUCGAAUGUCCGAGUUCAACUAUAAACUGACAGAAGAAGACAUCCGGCGACUGGUGGAGCUCCGAGCUGCUAACGAGUCUUUGUUCACCGGCCGAAGGAACAGCGCCAAGCCAGCUUGGAGGGGCAUCGUCAAGGAACUGGGACUGACGGGCAAGAUCACCCCGGACCAGGUUGCCAAGAAGUGGGACAAUCUGAAGACCAAGUUCAAGGACCUAAAGUUCCCCCCUCGCGGGAUGGAAGUGCAGACCAACCCGGCGUCCUGGCCCUGGUUUCAGCUGAUCAGUGAUGCCCUGGAGGGACGACUGGCGGGGAAAGCCCCCCUGGUUACGCCCAUCUGGACCAACGAGGAGGACAGCGUCUUUAUCUCCUCCCCUCCACCUGCCGACAGUUUGAUGGUAGAGAGGAGUGUGUGCGGGUUGGAGUCCGUGGCGGGCGGCGACGGCGGCGAGCCCGACGGUAACGUCACGUACAUUGACGCCAGCGGGGAGGAGUGUUCCACACCGUCUGACCUGUCUUAUAAAAUGACCGACCAGGACACUCAACGCAUGAUCCAGCUGCGAGCUGCUAACGAGGCCUUGUUUACUGGAAGAAGAAAUGCUGCCAAAGCUGCUUGGAAGGCUAUCAUCCAGCAGCUUGGUCUUCAGGGAAAAGUCUCCACAUACCAGAUGUCGAAAAAAUGGGACAACCUCAAGCGGCGGUUCAAGGAUCUCAAGUACCCUCCAGCGGGCAUGGAGAGUGUCAGCGAUGGUGCCGCCUCCUGGCCGUGGUUCCACCUGAUGAGUGACGCCAUGGAGGGUCGUCUUGUGAGUAGCGCACACCUCAUCGCCCCCGCCACCCGGGGCGACGGGCAGCAUCACCCUGACCCCGCCCCCAGGCAUCGGACUCGCUCUGCCCCUCCCCCCACUGACUAUACUCAGGAGUCGUACGGCGAUGCCAGCGGCAUGCAGGACCGGCUCGGAGGCUUGGAGAGGGAGUGGGAGGCGUUGCAGCGAGAGCGGGUGGCGGUGGAGCGUCAGCGGGAGAUGCUGGAAGGAGAACGGGCGGCGGUGGAGCGGGAGCGAGCGGCGGUACAGGCAGAAAGGCAGUGGCUAGAGCAGGAACGUGUGGCGGUGGAGAGGGACCGUGCCAUGCUGGAGCAGGAGAGGGCGGGGCUCAGCAGAGAGAAGGCGAUGCUUGACCAGCGCACACUAAUGCUAACGCCCGUCGUCCACUCCGGACACCUCAACUCUCUCUUGUAGACUCCGCCCCCACAGGACGUUCCACAUUGUCAUUUGACUUUACAGAUCACCUCUUUGCAUUGUAUUUCGGCGAGCUGAAGCAGUUUCCCUGGCGUUGCAUUUGAAGGCGAUCCAGGCAGUUUCUAUUUAUUGGAGAAGACAACGGUAACGAGGGAGGCGGGACUUCACUUUGUGCCUCAUGAAUACCAAUUACAGUAGUUUGGAAGCCUUUUUUUCGGAAAAAAAAAUAAAAGUCUGAUGGCAUAAAA
Nerophis lumbriciformis (worm pipefish) is the source of this 2820-nucleotide messenger RNA. RefSeq lists its product as uncharacterized. Gene Ontology annotation, cellular component: cytoskeleton. NCBI's taxonomy places the organism in Eukaryota, Metazoa, Chordata, Actinopteri, Syngnathiformes, Syngnathidae. The record is from RefSeq and is a predicted model, not a curated record.